AUGGACGGGGCCGUGUCUAACUUGGACGUCUGCAACCUGGCCUAUGGCGGCAAGCUGGACGACCUCAAGGACAAGGUCCUGGGCGACAAAGCCCAGGCCACCAGGACUGACCAGGAUAACAGGACGGCUUUGCACUGGGCGUGUUCGGCAGGACACACAGACAUCGUCGACUUCUUGCUGCGUUUUGGAGUGCCGGUGAAUGAUAAGGAUGAUGCGGGUUGGUCUCCUCUUCACAUUGCCGCCUCCGCUGGCCGCGAUGACAUCGUGAAAGCCCUCCUGGCCAAAGGAGCCCAAGUCAACGCCGUCAAUCAAAACGGCUGCACACCCUUACAUUACGCCGCUUCCAAAAACAAGCAAGAGAUUGCCGUCAUGUUGUUGGAAGGAGGAGCGAAUCCCGACGCGACGGACCAGUUGGAGUCCACUCCGUUACACCGGGCAGCGGCCAAGGGGAACCUGAAGAUGAUCCAGAUCCUCCUGCAGCACAAGGCCUCCACCAACAUUCAGGACUCGGAAGGGAACACUCCUCUACACUUAGCCUGUGAUGAAGAGAGAGUGGAAGAAGCAAAACUACUAGUCUCCCGUGGAGCAAGUAUUUACAUAGAGAAUAAAGAAGAAAAGACCCCGCUGCAGGUGGCCAAAGGGGGUCUCGCAUCCUUGCUCAGGAGACUAGUGGAAGGCUAGGCACCCUUAUGUCCAGUAUUUUAAUUUCCUGCCGUUGGCUUCCCUUCAUUUUGGCAGCAGAGCCGUAUUCCCGGGGACCUGGGAGAGAAAAGCCAAGGUGGUAGAACAGGAAGGAGUCAGGAGUCAUGACGGAGUUUGGGUGGCGUGGUAGA
Molecule: messenger RNA, 833 nt
Organism: Tachyglossus aculeatus (Australian echidna)
Lineage: Eukaryota; Metazoa; Chordata; Mammalia; Monotremata; Tachyglossidae
Gene: PSMD10
Product: proteasome 26S subunit, non-ATPase 10
Exons: 6
Coding region: 1-681 (226 amino acids)
Molecular function (GO): protein binding
Source: RefSeq, a predicted model, not a curated record